UGCAACACUGCCACGAGUCCACGACUCACUUGGAGAUCAGAGCAAAGAUAAGGAGUUGUGAGAUCAGAUGGCAUCACUGUGCUUCAGUAGUAGCUUCAUAUUGAACACCCACACCCAAACUAUACGCAAACGAUCCUUCCUGCCUGCAACAACCAACCCAAGCAGAAGAAGAUCAGUGACCAUAGCAGCAGAGUCGUCUUCUUCAAUGGCUACUGAAAAUUUGGGUAUCAGGAUUGAAAAGAAUCCUCCCGAGUCCACGCUCACCCAACUCGGCGUCAGGAAUUGGCCAAAGUGGAGUUGCCCUCCAAGCAAGUUUCCAUGGACGUACAGUGACAAAGAGACGUGCUAUCUGCUGGAAGGAAAAGUGAAGGUUACACCUGCUGGAUCAAAAGAGUCGGUUGAGAUUGGUCCUGGUGACUUGGUUGAAUUUCCUAAAGGAAUGAGUUGCACAUGGGAUGUGUCGGUGGGUGUGGACAAGCACUAUAAGUUCGGCUAGAUCGAGUGAGGUUAGACCGAUCGACCAUCUCAUUAGCUGUGUAUUUCACUCCAACCUAGCUAUAGAUAAAACUUUUGCAGUCUUUGUUGAUGAAUCCUUUCUUUGCUGAAAGGGGUUCGGAACGCGCACUGGUAGGCUCAUCUCUGUGUCCAUGGUUAUUUUCAUUUAUAAAUAAAGCUUGCACCAGGGGGCGAAGUAAUGUUAG
Molecule: messenger RNA, 701 nt
Organism: Argentina anserina (silverweed cinquefoil)
Lineage: Eukaryota; Viridiplantae; Streptophyta; Magnoliopsida; Rosales; Rosaceae
Exons: 2
Coding region: 68-496 (142 amino acids)
Source: RefSeq, a predicted model, not a curated record